GUUAUUAAGCGCGUGGGCCCACUCAAUGAGAAGGCUGGUUGUUAUGCUGCAGUUGGCAGGCUGCUGCGGGAGGCGGUGGCGGUGGCGGUGGCGGUAGGAAGCCUGAGGCUGCGGGGUGACAGAAUUGGAGAAUAUUUAACUCUCAACAAAUGAAUUCCACACUUGAACUCUGCCGCAUUCCUGUGCCACCUCCUCCUUUAGAAAACUGAUCCUAAGACAGAGAUAAAAGAAGAAUAGAAGGUAAAGGAAGAUGCUGGGAUCGGAACGAGCUGUUGUGGAAGAAUGGUUAUCAGAAUUCAAGGCAUUACCUGACACUCAGAUUACCAGUUAUGCAGCAACCUUGCACCGGAAAAAAGCCCUUGUACCAGCUCUCUAUAAAGUUAUUCAGGAUUCAAACAAUGAGCUCCUGGAGCCUGUCUGCCACCAACUGUUUGAGCUCUAUCGUAGCUCUGAAGUUCGACUUAAGAGGUUCACACUGCAGUUCCUGCCCGAAUUGAUUUGGGUUUAUUUGCGACUUACAGUUAGUAGAGACAGGCAGAGCAAUGGCUGCAUUGAAGCACUUCUCCUAGGAAUUUAUAAUUUGGAAAUUGCUGAUAAAGAUGGAAACAAUAAAGUGCUGUCUUUCACUAUCCCUUCCUUGUCUAAGCCUUCAAUAUACCAUGAACCCUCAACAAUUGGAUCCAUGGCUUUGACAGAAGGGGCAUUAUGUCAGCAUGAUCUCAUCAGGGUUGUUUACAGUGAUCUUCAUCCUCAGAGAGAAACAUUCACUGCACAGAACCGGUUUGAAGUCCUAAGUUUUCUCAUGCUGUGCUAUAAUUCAGCGAUUGUGUAUAUGCCUGCAUCAUCUUACCAAUCUCUUUGUCGGAUGGGUUCCAGGGUUUGCGUGAGUGGGUUUCCACGACAACAUGAGAAACAGUGGAAGGAGCUCUGUGGUCGAAUUGUAUUAGAUCCUGAAUUUAUGGUGCAACUUCUCACAGGAGUUUACUAUGCCAUGUAUAAUGGACAGUGGGACCUUGGCCAGGAAGUACUUGAUGACAUCAUUUACAGAGCUCAGCUAGAACUCUUUUCUCAGCCACUCUUGGUGGCAAAUGCCAUGAAAAAUUCAUUACCAUUUGAUGCACCUGACUCUUCACAAGAAGGCCAGAAAGUACUUAAAGUGGAAGUCACUCCAACAGUGCCGAGAAUUUCUCGGACUGCAAUUACAACAGCUUCAAUUCGUCGUCAUAGAUGGAGAAGAGAAGAUGGCUUUGACUUCUCAAACGAGGCUGACUCGAGUAUUCCUGGCUCCCCGAUCCAACACGGCUCCACUGACCUAGGGAUCAAACGUGUGCAAGAGGGGGAGGUGCUGGUGCGCAGGACCCCUGAGCAUGGCUCGCCGGAGCCCACCUCAGCAGCAGCCACAACAGAGGGUGCUGAGGGUCUAAAUGGCGGAGAGGAGUCCUUAAACAUGAAUGAUGCAGAUGAAGGAUUUUCAUCAGGGGCUUCUCUUAGCAGCCAACCACAUGGGACCAAACCACCCUCCUCUUCUCAGCGGGGAAGCUUGCGGAAAGUAGCAACUGGGCGUUCCGCCAAAGACAAAGAAACAGCAUUAGCCAUCAAAUCCAAUGAGAGCCCUCGAGAUUCAGUAGUUGGAAAGCAGUUUGUACAACAACAAGCAGAUCUCAGCAUAGAUUCAGUUGAGCUGACACCGAUGAAGAAACACUUGAGCCUGCCUGCAGGCCAGGUGGUGCCAAAAACCAAUAGUCUGAGUCUAAUCCGGACAGCCAGUGCUUCCUCAAGUAAAUCUUUUGACUAUGUAAAUGGCGGUCAAGCAAGUACCAGCAUUGGGGUUGGCACUGAGGGAGUUACUAAUCUAGCAGCUACAAAUGCUAAUCGAUAUUCAACUAUCAGUCUACAAGAAGACCGGCUAGGUCACGCUGGUGAAGGUAAAGAGCUCCUCAGCCCAGGAGCCCCCUUAACCAAGCAGUCUCGAUCCCCAAGUUUCAAUAUGCAGCUAAUAUCCCAGGUGUAGUUCUGAUGCCCCUUGUUCUGCUAACCUUCUACACUGAACAUUUCAUUGUGCAAGACACGUCAUCCCGCAUUGUGAAAAGAUGUCACUGUCAUCAGAUUUGACUUAGCUUAGGUAUCUCAUACUGUAUUUUGUAUGGAAACAGCAAUAAGGUUUUCCUUUCCUUUCUUUUAACCUCUCUACCUAUUCCCUUAAAUGUGUUUGUGAAGCAGUGUAAAACGUUUGCCUUUUCCAUGCCUUCCUUUCUCCUUGGGUGAUGUGCAAUCCAUCGUAGGCUGAUCGGUCCCAUUUCAACACUGUGAGACUGAGGAGAUGUCGAGGAAAUGGUGUAUAAGAUCCCUAUGAAAUGAUUCUUUGGCUUUUGUUUAAAAACAAAACGGGUUUGUUCACAUAAUCUAUGAACUAUGAAGAUAACUGGAUCAUAUGUUUUCUCUCUAACCAGGAGUGCCUCAGAGAUUCUGCUAUGACUUUGGGCUUCUCUGAGCCUGUGCAAUUUUAUAUUCUUGGGAAGCAUGGGGGAAAGUGGUAGACUACUGCAAUUUUUUUAUUAAAAUGAGGCUAACUGCCCCCCUUACUUUAUCCCAAGGACACAAAUGUUUAAUUAUUGAGGCAUUUAAAUCAAUUUGUGACCACCUCCAUUGGAGGGUAGGGCUCUAAGUUGAUUGUGUGAUUGAUAAUGCACUUUCUCAAUGGCUCUCUAGUCAUUAACAACAGGUCUUCCCUCCUCCCACAAGGACUUAAGGACAUUUCUGCCCUUAAAGUUUGAACUAACAAAUCAGAGACUCAAAGGGGCGUGUUCUAUUUCCCAGGAAUGAUUGAUAUUAUGGUGCUGGGGCUUUGUUGGGGGAAGGGUGUUGUUUGUUUAGUUUGUGUGAGAUUGUAAAUGAGGUGAAGUUAUAAUUGUUUUCUUUCUUCCUUUCCUUUGUGAGUUGGUGAUGACUGAAGUAGACACUGUACGUCUUCAGGUAAAGAGAGGGAUUUCUCAGUCCACUCUCUGAGAUAUCAGACUAGAGAAACCCUUUCAGCUGCUUCCUAGAUGUACCUAGAUUCAGUCAGAUAUGGGAUACAGAAACCUAAAGUCCUGAGAUCAUAUACUCCAAGGAAACACAUCAGGGACAGGUGAUUGGUUGAAAACACUGAUGCUUCUAUGUGACACAUUUGUAUAGAACAUUUCUACCAGAGGGUACUGACUUGAUUGCUCUACAAGGACCACACUGCCUUUGUGUUUAUUGCAGUUUGUGUAUCUUCUGAUUAUCUGCAAAGUUUCUCGUUUUUAUAAAACGUUGAAAUCAUGCCAGUAAACUAGAUGUUGAAUGUAAAUGAGUAGCAUUUGGUAACUGCUAAGAGGCUACAAAAAUGCAUUAUUAGUUUAAAGGAUUUUUGUUGUGAUUUGGUUGGAUAAGACUUUCUUAUAAUCUCUUCUGGGUCUCAGGCUUUGUUUGAAAAAGAAGGGAAUAUAUUAGGAUUUUAAAAAUCAGUAUUGUGUGACUUCAAUUGCUAUGAAUUACCCAUCUCAAGAACAUCAGUUACACACACCCUUGUACAUGUAGACAUUUUAUGUAUUGUGAAUGAAAAUUACACUGCCUAUAUAGGAAGCAAGUGUCCUCUUAAUUGACAAAGUUGUUUUAUCUCUAUUUACCGUAAAAUUUGAUAAAUUAAAUAGCCAGGAAAACGCCUCUCUUUUUUUUUUCAUACAUAAACCACCAUUUUUGGAGGAGUUGUCUAUCUGUCCAUCUGUCUGUCUGCAUUGUGUUAGAAUAAUCCUUAAUUAGAUUUGAUAGUUUAUAACAUUUUUCAGCUCCCAGCAAAUAGGGAACUAGAACCUCAGCUAUUAUCCACAUCAUUGCCAAACUUUGGAGUAAAACUAAAAGCUGAAAUGUGAUCUAUUGAUUGUUUAUAAUAUGCGUAUGAUAUGUGUAUCCAUUUAUCACAGACACAUUUUAGCCCUAUUUCUACUAAUUUAACUAAGAGAUAUCAAGUAAACUUAAAAGAAAAAAGAAUUGUAAAAUAGUAAAAUAAAAUGUUUUUGUAACCUACUGAACAGAGAGGCUUUGUGGUGCAUAAGGAAGGUAUCAGUCUUAGAUGGCAAAGCACGCCUACUUCAUGCUGGAGCUCACAGGCGCACAUGUAACAGACUGGCAUUUAAACCAAGCAUUUUAAAUAAAGCACAAGAGAAUACCAAAUAACUUGAAAGUAUAGCAUAAACUGUUGUAAAUAUGAGAAAAAAUCUUUUGAUUAGAAACAUCAUAACUGAAGAGUUGGUUUAAGAAUCAGGAAUGGUGGCAUACACCUUGAAUCCCAGCACUCCAGAGGCAGAAGCAGGUGAAUCUCUGAGUUCAAGGCUGGCCUGGUCUACAGAUGGAGUUCUAGGACAGCCAGGGCUACACAGAGAAGGCCUGUCUCAGAAAAGAAAAAAAAAAAAAAAAAAAGGUUUUUUUCAUCUUUUUGUUGGCAUGUGUAGACUUUGUAUAUACAUCCCAAGUAAUAUUUCACAAUCCUGAAACAUUUGCUUCAUAUUCUUUGGGCUAUAAUUUGGUCUCAAUGAACAAGUUCUUCAUUUACACUUUAUAGCAAGGGUCUUAGAAUACAUUUUCUGUGUAAGAUAACAGUUAAAAUGAAAUGAAUUAAAAUUAGACAAACUACCAAGUUUUCUAAUGAUCAUUUCAACCACUUUAUGUUACCAUCAUUGAAUUUAAAAUGGUUUUUGUUCAGUUAUACAGCAGCUGUUAAAAAUGUCAUAGAAAGUUAGAAAUGUCCAUAAUUUAACCUUUAAUAACUUCCCUUUAAUAUUUCUCAGCUUUCAUGAAGCUUCAUCGCACUAGUAGAAAAAAAGCAUUUAGGGGAAAAUAUUUGUCUUAUAUUGAUGCCAUCUGUACUAGGUUAGAUUAAGGACUACAGUAUCUGAAGGUUUUAGGAGUUUUUCUAUAUGACUUUCAGUUAGUUUUACUGGUAAGAAAGCUAAAAUAUAAAGUAAAAAGUUAACUUACAAGCUAGGGAGGGAAGAGUUGUCAUUUAAAAUCUUGGUCCUUUGCCAAUGCCCCUUUUUUCGCAGCCCACUGUGCUGUGCCUGUUUGUUGCAGAUCAGGUUUCUGUGCUAGAAGAGACCCUAGAGAUAAUUUGGCUCUUCUCUCUGCCAUACACACACAUUGCAUCCUCAGGACACUGAGGCUCAAAGGAGGAUGUGAAAUAAGGCCCAUGACUAAGAAGCAGGGCCAUAAUCAAACCUUGUCUCUAGUCACGUGCAUAUUGAUGCCUCAUUGCCUCUGGUUAUCCAUACUUUAGUAAAUGUGAUAUGAAACACUUCCAUUUCUGCUAUUUCUUUAUGUUUCUGGUCUAGUAGCUGGUGAACACAUUAAGAAAAGUAUUAAUUCCAGAAGGAAAAAAAAAGUAAAAUAAUUAAUACAGAUGGGGAUGUGUUCAAAAUGUAGGUGUCUGUAUAGCACAUUAUUCUUUUCUAAUUUAUGCCUUGUGAAUUUUCUACCACAUAACAGUUAUAUGCUGCCAUGUUAUUUGUAUUUUGGGGGAUUUGUUUAGAUGCAAAAUAAACCCAAUGAAAUUUCCUUGAUCAGUGUUUCUAACUAUUUGAAAGUGAUCUUUAAUCAGCCAGUUUUCAGUCAUCAAAGGUACACUGUAGAAGAUUGCAGAGUAAAGAUAAACUCAAUUCCAUUCAUUUUUCAUCUAGAGAGAAAUUGUUCCUUACUCGGCUUAGAGUAGAUAAGAGCAAUAUUCCUCUACGUUACUGAAAAAGAAGAAUAGUGAGUGUGAAACUUUGAAUCCAUGCACAGUGGUCUCUGGGUCAUUUAUCACAUAUAGACCAGAUAAAAACAACUCAAGUGUGGUAGUCUUAGCUACAUAAGCUCAGUAUCUCCAGCUGGUAGUCUCGAUUCCAUUUAGUAGCUUUUACAUUCCGUUGCAUUUGUCUGCACUGCUUUUGUGAAUACCUUAAUGCAGUGGUGCGUUUUUCCUACCUCACUUAGGAGGCUUCUUUGGGUCCAUUGUUUAGUACUUAAGUUGUUGACAAUCAGUGUCUCAUUUAAUCCACUGUAUGUUUAUUUAUAAAUAAAAAUACUAGUUUCUGUCUUUAUGGGUAGGGUAACAUACUGUAUAAACACUGGCAAGUGGGACCACUCCAUUUCUGAACUUGAAUUACAUUAUAAAGUAAGGUUUUUCUUUUUAAUUUAAUGAAAAAGUUUAGUAUUCCAAUGACAUAGUUUUUCAAUUUAAAGAGAUUAAUAUGUCAUGCUAGUGGUCAGAAAUUCUACAACAUUAGAACGUAGAGCAACUUUUCUGCACUGUGGUUAUAUCAAGCAUUAAAACAGGAGGCUUUUCUCUCUCAAGCAAAAUGACCACUGCCGUUGCUUCACCACCAAGUUGUGAGAUACUUACUAUAAUACUUCUAAUUUCCUUAAAGUGGUUUCCAAAAAUAAGUGACUGAAAACUAGCUACUGGCAGCUUAACCUCUUAAAAAUAGAAUAUUUACCAGAUUAUAUAAACAUGGAAUAUAGUGUAAAAAUAAAAUAAUGAGUCAUCAGGUUAGUACAAUUUUCCAUGCAAAGGAGAUGAGCCAAAUUCUAGUAUUGUUUAUAGUGUGUGAAUCUAAUGGAUGCAUCACACUGGUAUGAAACUACUACAUAGGAGGCACAGCCCAGCCUCUUGUCCUUGUAGAUGCAUCUCGUUUAAUCCUGACAACAUAAUGACAACAUUUCUCUUUUUUCCUCCAGUAUUUUUGUAAUGUUAGCCAUUUGUCCUAUGAAAAAUAAAAUCCAAGACCAAAUAAUUCAGGACACAGUCUCACAGAAAUGUCGGGUCGUGUGAGGUAACUGGCGGAAUAGCAUAGGAGAGUUUCUGUGUUUUGCUUCUGAAUUUUGAGAAGAUGGGUUCUUAAUGUUUACAAAUUAAGGCAUAGUCGUAUGUCUGAUAGUAAUUAUACUACUACAUUUAAUAUGGUUUUACCAAAAAAAAAAAAAAAAGGUAGAAUUAGGUGUAUUUUAAGGUAUAAGUCAACUUUUUUUUAAAACUUGUGUAUCUGGAAGUAGAAGGUCUUUUCAUUGACAAAGAAAAAUGAACUUAAUCAGAUAAUCUGCCCCAUCUGCAAGUUUGCUAUGCAGUUGCUGUAUUUUGGUGUAAACAGCUCAGUGUCACUCAUAUCAGAAAACAUCUUACGUCUUCAUCAAUUUACAAAAUUUACCAAAGAAAAUGUUUCUGCUGACAAAUCAUUUUUAAGGCAUCUAUUAAGGAAUGUACCCCCCUUUAAUGUAGUGACUUCUUUCUAACCCUGAAAGAAACAAAUAUUAAUACAUUAUGUGAACUAGAAAACAUAUACAGUAAAUAGAUAAUAUCCUAUUUUUCCCUACAUCAAUAAGAUGUCAGUACUCAACUGAGAGUACCAAUUAAAGAAUAAGUCUUAAUUUUAUUCCUUAUGACAUAUUUUUAUUAAAGUUAAGGAUUUUGCAUAUCAGUAUUGGAAUAAAUGGGGGAAACUCCUGAAGUUGGUAUAUUGUAUAUUAUGGGUUGUUUAGGUAAAAUUAUAGGAAAAAUUAUUGAAAGGUACCCUUCAAUGGACAGUGUCAUCUAUUUCUAGUAUAAUACUAGCUAUACUGAUAUGGUUAGGUUAGUUUACAUUUAUGUCUGUGUUCACUCUUGACUGCUUUUUGUCUUUGCAUUAAAACAUGGUUGGGUUAAAAGAAGAUAAAAUAACUGCUUCUGAAAUAUGUAGGCCAAAAAGAUCUACAGUGUUUAAGCUGUCUAAUGAUUUCUUAAAUAACGAUUUAUAGUUGUUUUUUUAACUGCUAUUUUAAACACGUUCUUUAAUUUUUUAAUACCACAUUAUAGUUAAUAAAUAUUUAAGUGGUGUGGUAGUACAUGCCUUUAAUCCCAGCACUCAGAGGCAGAGGGAGGCAGAUCUCUGAGUUCAAGGCCAGGCUGGUCUAUAGAGUGAGUUCCAGGACUGCCAAGGCUACACAGUGAGACCCUGUCUCAAAACAACAAACAAAAAAUGUAUUGUUCUUGGGAAGAGAAGAUUGGCCUUCAAAUAAUGACUGAUAAUGGUUUGUAUUACUUUUAAUUUUAUUAUCUGAAUACAGUGCAAAGAUAAUAUUCCAUUUGAUGUUAAAAAUAUUAGUAUGAGGUUUAUCAUGUUUUUUUACACUGAAUCUUUUUGGUUCUAAAAACUAGGCUGGCUAACAUUCAGUUUAAAACUGAUUAGAUGAAACUGUUUUAGCAGUGUACAGAUUUUACUACCUUGGCUUUAUGUACUGUGAUUUCUGUAACAGGCAAACAGAACAUCCCAUUUUCAUUAUUUGUUUCUGUAAAAGGACAGAUAUAUUUGAUCAGCCUAUUGUUAUUGUUAACCUGUAUCAAUUUAUAGCUUGGUAUAAACUUCCCAAGUAUUGAGAGGAUUCUGCUGGUGAACAUUAUGGGUAGGCAUAUAAGAAGUAUGAUCUUUAUUAAGAGAUGUCUUUCAACUUAGGACUAGUGAAAAAUCUUUUUUUGUUUGUUUCAGAGCUGAAGAAAAAAAAAACCAAAAUGCACAUUUAAGAUCUUAUGUACUGGUGCAUGUGAGCCAUUAUCUUGUCUUAUUGAAUGGAUCGAUGCUGUUGAUUGUUGAAAUGUGAAAUGUGUCACUGUUGAACUUGUAAAUAUCUGCCAGAGAUGAAAAAUAUUUUAAUUUAUUGUAAAUAAAGAUGUAUAAAAUUUAGUAUCCGUCUGCAAUGCAGAAAUAAAACAUCUCAGAUGUUAAAUAUUGUGUCUCCUGAGGGAUGUGUCAUUCCCCCCUUGAUGUAUCUAGCUACAUUAAGAAUGUAAAAUUUCUUUUGUACAGUAUAAAAAUACAGCUUUAUUUGGCUUUUAACUGGA
This is a messenger RNA of Mus musculus (house mouse), 8863 nucleotides long. RefSeq names its product hyccin PI4KA lipid kinase complex subunit 2 (gene Hycc2). The transcript is spliced from 13 exons. The coding region runs from base 251 to 2011 and encodes 586 amino acids. Gene Ontology annotation, cellular component: cell junction; plasma membrane; cytosol. The record is from RefSeq and is marked validated. Lineage: Eukaryota; Metazoa; Chordata; Mammalia; Rodentia; Muridae.